This is a messenger RNA of Penicillium pulvis, 865 nucleotides long. RefSeq names its product RWD domain-containing protein. NCBI's taxonomy places the organism in Eukaryota, Fungi, Ascomycota, Eurotiomycetes, Eurotiales, Aspergillaceae. The record is from RefSeq and is a predicted model, not a curated record. Gene Ontology annotation, biological process: cytoplasmic translation. The transcript is spliced from 2 exons. Bases 139 to 828 code for a protein of 229 amino acids. Gene Ontology annotation, molecular function: protein binding.
UAGCUCCUCUCUUACACGGUCUCUACAUUUUCUUGUGAUUGAGUUUAGGUACUCGACUGCACGAUAUUCGACUUUUCUACCCUCACCCCGCUCUACUCUCCUACCCGGUACCCCUCCAAUCCGCAGGCGGAUCGCAAAAUGGGUCGCGAAGAUCAAGUCGAGGAGCGAGAGGUUCUGGACUCAAUCUUCCCAGAUGAGAUCACAGACAUUUCCGAGAAUGCAUACAAAGUAUCGAUAACGCUCGAUAACCCCGAAUUCGACCCUGAAGAAUCCGAGCAGCCUGUGAUAUAUCUGGAAGUUUCAUACCCAGAAGAAUACCCCGAUGUCGCCCCAGAACUGAGCAUUUCCUCUCCACCCAAUGCCAGGUACCAGAGGCUAGAUAUCCAAGAGGACCGGGACCAACUACUCGAAUCGCUGCAGGAGACCAUUGAAGAGAACAUGGGGAUGGCGAUGGUGUUUACACUCGUGAGCGCGCUAAAGGAAAGCGCCGAGGCUCUCAUGUUGGAGCGCGCCAAUGCCGUUCAGGUUGAGAAGGAGAAGGUCGCUGCCAAAUUGGAGGAGAUAGAGAACGCAAAAUUCCGGGGAACACCGGUCAACCGGGAGACAUUCUUGGAGUGGAUGGCCAAGUUCCAAAAGGAGAUUGCGGACGAGGAGCAGCGACAAAAGGAAGAGAAAGAGGCCGAGGACAAGAAGAAGAGGUCUGGGAAGGAAGAGAAGAAGCUGACUGGGCGACAGUUGUGGGAGAGAGGACUGGCUGGCAAGGGUGACUAUGAUGAGGAAGAUGAGGAUGCUAUGCCUGCAAUUGAUAAGCUGAAGGUCACGGCUUAAUUUUAUGCAUAGAUAUGUCGAUAUGAGCUGCUCGCCU